Molecule: messenger RNA, 996 nt
Organism: Botrytis porri
Lineage: Eukaryota; Fungi; Ascomycota; Leotiomycetes; Helotiales; Sclerotiniaceae
Exons: 6
Coding region: 1-996 (331 amino acids)
Source: RefSeq, a predicted model, not a curated record
AUGGCAGUCCUCAAGGACGUUCGUGGGAUCGCAGUUACCGUAUGCGUGGACAAGCAAGCUCUCCAAGAGUACGACGACCAUGAGCCUGAUUGUGUUUCUGCAGAGGCUGGAAGAUAUGGUAAAGCUACCAAAACGGUUUCCAAAUAUAUUGAAUCGACCACCGGCAAAGUUUUCUACAUCAAUCUCGAGAUAAGCAAAGCAUACAAAUUUGACUCUCCGAAUGUUUCCUUCGAGGUCUUUGUUGAUGGGAUAAGAGUUGGUUCGAAACAUGGCAGCAAGAAACACAUUCCUCUGACUAAGAGAUUCAAAGGUGUCAAAAGUGAGCUGGAUAACGGAGAAACUAUCUUGAUGCCAAUUAAGUUCAGCAAUAUAACUACAAGCACCGAUGAUUCGAAAUUAGCAUCUAUAAAAGAGGAUGCAAUCCGACUGAGUGUUGUUGGAGAGAUUGUGGUAAAAUUUUAUCGAAGAGGUAAAGGAACUCUUUCACAGAAGCAAUCGCACAAUCGUGGCACUUUCAAGCAGCUAGUUGCUGGUUCGUCAACAUCAGUGCAAGAGAAGGCGCUUAAGGGACAAGCAACGUCUCAUAGUACUACAUUAGGAGCCUCUCAGGCCAUAAAAUCAAGUGUUCUUUGGGAAAUGAACUACCCGGAUGGAUAUGGCAACCCAGUCGCUAUAUAUCGAUUCAAAUACAGGUCUAGAGAAUCACUCAAGUCUCUCUUGAUACUCGAAAGAACCCCAGAGCCCUCCCCUUCUCCUUCUCCUGUUCCAAUUUCGAAUGGUGCUUCAGGACUUUUUGAUCUUGAUAAACUUGAUGCAACCCAGAAGGCCAAGCUUCAGGAGUUUUUGGGAAACUUACUGGGAAAUAGAGCCCAGUCCAACGAGGAGAAGAAUAUUAAGCGGGAAAGAGAGGAAACUGGCAUGGAUUCUAAGGCCAAGAAACGAUCAAAGAGAGGCGAACGUAUCGAGAUUGAUUUGACGGGAGAUGGUUCGGAUUGA